Tauraco erythrolophus (red-crested turaco) is the source of this 940-nucleotide messenger RNA. The record is from RefSeq and is a predicted model, not a curated record. Lineage: Eukaryota; Metazoa; Chordata; Aves; Musophagiformes; Musophagidae.
AUGGCGGGGGUCCCCAUCAUGGUCCUUUUCUGCGGAAAGCACUGCGGCAUCUACGCCUGCAACGGCUGCAGCGGCUUCUUCAAGCGCAGCGUCCGCAGGAAGCUCAUCUACAGGUGCCAGGCAGGGACAGGGCUGUGCCCAGUGGACAAGGCGCACCGCAACCAGUGCCAGGCCUGCCGGCUCAAGAAGUGCCUGCAAGCCGGCAUGAACAAGGAUGCUGUGCAGAACGAGCGCCAGCCCCGCAGCACGGCCCAGGUCCGGCUGGACAGCAUCGAGCUGGACGCUGAGCUGCCCCCCGAGCACGUGGCCACCACCCGUGAGGUCCCCCCGACCCCCUGCCCAGCUCCCCAUGGUCCUGGUGCUGCCGUCACUGUCACCCCGGGUCCCCGAGCGCCCACGCCACCCACCAACCAUCGCUUCAUGGCCAGCCUGAUGACGGCCGAGACCUGCGCCAAACUGGAGCCUGAGGAUGCUGAUGAGACAGUGGAUGUGACGGGCAGCGAGCCGGAACGGGCAGUUGGCGAGUACCAGGUGGCACCGUACCCAGCGACCAGCCCCGAAAACGUCUACGAGACGUCGGCGCGUCUCCUCUUCAUGGCUGUGAAAUGGGCCAAAAACCCGCCCAUCUUCUCCAACCUGCCCUUCGGUGGGGUGAUCCUGCUGGAGGAAGCGUGGAGCGAGCUGUUCCUGCUCUGUGCCAUCCAGGGGUCCAUGCCCCUGACCCGCGGCCUGAAGGACCCCGAGCAGGUGGAGAACCUACAGGACCAGUCGCAGGUGAUGCUGGGCCAGCACAACCGUUCUCACUACCCUGGGCAACCCGUCAGGUACCGCCGUCCGGCGCUGCGCUUCAUCUCCUCCGAGCGCGUGGAGCUGCUCUUCUUCCGCCGGACCAUCGGCAACACCCCCAUGGAGAAGCUGCUGUGCGACAUGUUCAAGAACU